GUACAGGAAGUGAGAGCCAGCUUUUUGAAAAGAAAUGAAACCUAAGAGAGAACAGAGGGAGGACUGCUAGAGGGAGGACACGUACACAGAGACGAGGACCAUCGCGCUAGUUGAAAGACAUGGCCGCCGCUCAAGCGCACCCCGGCUCGCUGCAGAUGCACCUCACCUGCUCCAUCUGCAUUGAGCCUUUUGUGGAGCCUGUCACCACAGCCUGCGGCCACUCGUUUUGCAAAUCGUGCCUGGAAUGUACCUUUACAUACAACAACGACAACUGCCCCCUGUGCAAGGCGCAUGUGAGUAGGGUCCCGACGGUCAACAUCGUCCUGAGAAGCAUCGUGGAGCAGAUGGGCAAGGCCCUGGAGAAGCCCGCCGAUCUGUGCACCGGGGUCCCCGGCGAGGUGGCCUGUGACGUUUGCACGGAGUGGAAGCUGAAGGCCAAGAAGUCCUGUCUGGUGUGCCUCGCCUCGUAUUGUUCGAAGCACCUGGAGAAGCACUCCUCGACAGAGAGGCUGAAGGGGCACAGGUUGGUGGAACCUGUGGAGAACCUGGAUGAGAGGGCCUGCUUGAAGCACGGGCGGCCCCUGGAGCUGUACAGCAGGAAGAGGGGGGGGUGCAUUUGUGCACUUUGCAUCGAGGAAGGUCAGGAGGAGAUUGUGUCCACUGAAGACGAAUGGGACAAGAAGAAGGCCAAGCUUGAAAACACAAAGACAGAGUUAAACGCGAAAAUUAAGAAGAAAAGAACAUGGAUCGACGAGACCGAUACAUCUCUGAAGAGAUGCAAGGACCAGCUGGAGAGUGAGUGGUGGGAUAUCGACAAUGUGUUCACAGCCGUUGCUGCCAUCGUGGAGGAAGCCCGGGCGGCAGCUCUCAGGCCGGUGGAGUCGAGGAGAGACGAAGUGCUGAAAGAGGCGAAAGGCAUCAAAGAGAAGCUGGAGGCUGAGAUCCACAGCCUCGAGACAACCAUCUCUGAGCUGGACGACUUAUCGGUGCUUGAAGAUCACGUCCUGUUCCUUCAGCGCUACCCAGCUCUCCCGAACCCGGACGACCUCGUGGACUCAAAAGCGGUGGAGCUCGACGCGUCGCUGCUUUUCGGCACCUUGAGGAAAAUCACAACGACCAUGUUGGAACAAAUUCAACAGAAACUCGAGGAGCUGACCUCCACGGAACUUCAGAGAGUUCCAAAGUUCAGAGCGGACGUGAAGCUGGACCCGACCACCGCCCACCGCCGUCUCGUCCUCUCCGGCGACGGGAAGGAAGUGAGGGACGAGGGGGAGGACCGAGAGGUAGCAGACGGCCCGGAGAGGUUCGAUCAGUUCGCCAGCGUCAUGGGGCUCGACCCGUUGUCCCCCGGGAGGUCCUUCUGGGAGGUGGAGGUCGACGGAAAGACAGGGUGGGACCUGGGCGUGGCGAGGGGCGACGCCAACCGCCGGGGGAAGCUCUCGCUGAGCCCGGGCGGCGGCUACUGGGUGAUCGUGCGCUACGACCAGGAGAAGUACGCCGCGAUGACUGCGCCGCCCAUCAGCCUCUCCCUGGCGGGGCACCCCCGGAAGGUGGGCGUUCUAGUGGACGCAGAGGAAGGCCUCGUGUCCUUCUACGACACGGCGGCCGGGUCCCACGUCUACUCGUUCACCGGGUGCUCCUUCGGGGACGGCGUCCUCCUCCCGUAUUUCAGCCCGCACGCCAAACAGGAGGAGAAGAACGAAGAGCCCCUCAUCAUUUCUGUUUCAAAACACACGACUUGUGAGAAUGUGAAAGAGGGGGUGUAGGGUGUGGGUGGUUCUGGCUCCGGACAAAGUACCGCGACCACAGGGUGAAUAGUUUUGACAAUUCAUUUUUAUUUCUUGUAACUCGCGCCGGCGUUCCUCUCGCUCCUCGCACUCCCCCUCGCUCGCUCGCCUCACUAUUUAAAUAGGGAUGGGAGCACACACACACACACGUCAAUUUCUAUCAGCUGAUUGCAAGGUGUUCUCACCUGGCACUGUUCCCUGAGCCACUCCCCCUCUCUCACCCCUGCAGCCGAGCUGAAACCGCGUCCGCUGCCACAGGGGGUUUCUGGGUAAUCCUGCGGUUUGAAGAUUUGUGGAAGAUACAUUUGGGGCACUUCAGGUUAAAGUGUUGACCAGAGCUAAUAAAAUUCCUAAAAUGGAGGUAAAAAAGGUAUAUUUUCUCAUCAGCAGCCCCUUAUUCCCUAUCCCUUAUUUUUAUCCAACCCUCCAAGGGCUUAUAAAUAGAAGACUUAUUUGAAUUUGUAAAAUCAAGAGACAUACAACUGGUUAAGGUUGUGAUGGGGGACACUAGGAGACGCUGGGUGUUAAUACAAUGUAUGUGUUAUUGUGCUGUCAUCUACCUGUUUUAAUAAAAUAUAUAAAA
This is a messenger RNA of Pungitius pungitius (ninespine stickleback), 2370 nucleotides long. RefSeq names its product E3 ubiquitin-protein ligase TRIM21-like. Bases 120 to 1766 code for a protein of 548 amino acids. Gene Ontology annotation, molecular function: protein binding. NCBI's taxonomy places the organism in Eukaryota, Metazoa, Chordata, Actinopteri, Perciformes, Gasterosteidae. The transcript has 7 exons. The record is from RefSeq and is a predicted model, not a curated record.